AUGUCGUUCAACGACCUUAAGAAAUUUCUUCUUCCCCAACUUGAUAUCCAAACACUUGCAAACAGAGAAUUUAAAGCUAAGAAUCUUAAAGACAUUUCGGACGAAUAUGUCAAAGGAUUCUUAAACGAUUUAAACAAAGUUAUAAAGGAGAGUGUAACCACGGAAGACCAAAUUGACACAUUGGUAAAUAAUAUACUGGGUAAUAUUUUUGAAUUUCAUGCCUAUCCUUUAAGAAUUAGAUUGAACAUCACAGGCGAGCCUUAUGUUACAGCGAUACCCGAUUACUUGGUUGACUGGGAAGAUAUUAAUGAGCUUGUUGUCGAGGAUAAACAGCUGAGAAAUGCUGCACUUAUUCCUUCAAAAGGUUAUGGGGAAGCACAAUUAGCAGCAGAGUUGCUCGCAUGUGGGAGUGAAAAUAUGCGUGAACUUGCACUACGUAAAUCUGACGUAAUGUCGGAUCAAAUUAUAUUUGGUGUUCGCGUCAUCUCCACCUACUUUACAUUUUACAAAGCUGUAAUCUCUGCAAAAUAUUUUAAUGAACUUGAUUUACACUUACCACUUAAAGAGUCCGUUGUUAUUCAAAGAUGGCCAGAAAAUGAGCAUCCAAAGGCUGGUUUGAACAUUUUAAAACCAGAUGAAAGACUGGAGGCGUUAGGAGCAUUUGCCGGAAUUAGAAAAUAUAUUGUCAAUAAAUGGAAUUAA
Messenger RNA from Funneliformis mosseae, 702 nucleotides. The record is from the annotation of a GenBank genome assembly. NCBI's taxonomy places the organism in Eukaryota, Fungi, Glomeromycota, Glomeromycetes, Glomerales, Glomeraceae.